AUGUACCCAGAUAUUGAAACAAGAAUCUCUAUUGAUGAGCAACUAGAGAAGUUCAAGAGGGCUGACGGUUUAUUUUCUAUGAGCAUGGCCGUGUUAACAAGAGACAAGAAACAACCCGGACCAAGGAAUUUAAAUGCUAUUAAAAAAGGCAAAGCUAAAGUUGUUGAGAUAGAUGAUGAUGGUAUUGAAGUGGUUGAUGAUGAGCAAACGGAAGAGGAUGAGGAAACGGAGAUGGUUGAAGUAGAAAAAGAUGAUGAUGAUGAAGAUCUUGACCUUGGAGAUAAUAAAGAUUGA
This is a messenger RNA of Ilex paraguariensis (yerba mate), 294 nucleotides long. The record is from the annotation of a GenBank genome assembly. Lineage: Eukaryota; Viridiplantae; Streptophyta; Magnoliopsida; Aquifoliales; Aquifoliaceae.